Messenger RNA from Chara braunii, 13148 nucleotides. The record is from the annotation of a GenBank genome assembly. Lineage: Eukaryota; Viridiplantae; Streptophyta; Charophyceae; Charales; Characeae.
CUGAGGCAAGCAGUACCUCUUCGGACGUCUUUCGCUCUCAGCUUCCCAAUAGCAGAGGCGGAUGAAACCAUAUCUUGAAACAAGCCUUGGAUGACAGUCUCGUGUUGUGAGUGGAAGGCUGCGAGUCCCUCACCGUGCCCUUUCCUUACCCCGGCGGCCUCUGCCUCGGCCUCCAGCGUUGUGCGAAUGGAGACGGAUCAGGGGGAGGGACUGGUGGGACGGCGAGUGAGGAAAGUCUUCGACGACCACGGUGCGUACUGUGGAACCGUGGUAGCCUAUGAUCGCAAGUAUGGGUAUUUCAGAGUACGUUAUGACGAUGGGGAUGAAGAGGAUUUGGAUUCUGCGGAGUUGGAGUCGAUCAUAUGCAAGAAAAGGGGAAGACCUCGCAAGUCGGAUGCGCGUAGCAGUGUGGGAGAGGAAGAAACAAAAUCGGGGUCGGCCGGAACUGGGGUGAUGGGAAAACUGAUGUCGAUGGCAUCGCCGAGAGCGAAGAGGGGGAGAGAGAGAAAGCGCGUCGAUGGGUUGAAGGGCGGGCUUCCGAGAGGCGGAUGCGAGAUUGGGGAAAUUGUGGGAACGAGUGACAGCGACUCCGAAGAGGGAAAACACCGAAGGCGUCCAAGAGUGUCCGGAUCAGACGGACGACAAAGGGGGAGCCGUGCUGCCGCCGAUUCGAUCGGAGGGCAGGGUGGCGAUGGUAGGGACGGCGCCGGGAAGGCGGCAGAUACGAAUGGGCGAUGUACCAUGUUGACGAAGGCAAGUUUGUCGAGGGCGACCAAGGUUGGAAUGGAGAUGACAGGAAGGAAACGAGAGGAGGGGGAGGGAAAGGAGAAGGGACGCGACGAGAAGCAGAAGGGAGGGGACGGGGCGAAGCAAACGGGGGGAGAGAGGUUGAAGGAAAAGGAACUCACAAUUGACACGAAAGCAAUAGUAGAGGGCGAAAGGAAGGCCAUGAAGGACACGGAAGGAAAAGUAGAGGGUCGCAAGAAGGAGACGGAAGGAAAAGUAGAGGGUCGCAAGAAGGAGACGGAAGUGAAGCGGGAGGGGAUGCAGACGAAGGAGACAGUAGGGGGAGAAGAAGGGGAAGAAAAGGGAACGAAGGACGCUCAGGAGGUGUCAGAUGGCGGGCCGAAGGGGAAGAGAGAUGGCGGCGAGAUAAAGAAUAGCAUGGAGGAGAAGAAAGGAGAAGGGGCGGCGGAAGUACAGCGCAUCGUUCCGAGGGGGCGCGGCGCAGAUGCGCAAGGAGAGAGAACGGUAGAACGUCGCCGCUCACGGCGGUUAGAGCUCGUCGCGUACAAUGGACAGAAGGGCGACCCGGUUCGCGGGGUGGAGAAGAGAGGGGGGAAGGAGAAAUCGAAAUCGUCGCAGCGAGCCUACGGCCCGAAGAGGUUGAAUGGGGAGAUAUUGACACCGUCGGCGGCGGGAAGAGGGGGACAGAGCGCGGCAGGAAGCACUAUUUGUAUGCCUAUCAUUAUUCUUCCGGACAGUCCAUCGCCGGAAAGGAAAAUCACGAAGGGAGGAGGAAGUAGCGACGGCCGCGACAGAAGAGAAGGCGGUUUGGGCAUCAGAAGCGUGCGGUGGGCGAUGAAUGUCUCUGCGUCGCCUGCGUCUCAAAAGAACAGAGGCGAUAAUGGCGCGACGCCGCGAAGAGAAGUGGAGAUAGUGAUCCUUCCGGACAGCCCGCUCAAGGAGAACACAAUGUCGACGAGUGGUGGUGAUGUUACAGCAGAGGGGCGGAAAGAGACAAAGCCGUCUGCUGAGGCCUGCGGCGCGGGUACAGUGAACGUGUGCGCGUCUUCCCCGGAAGGGGAUGUUGGAUGCGAUUCGAAGCGUGCCCAGGAGGCCUUGCGAAGGGACGACUGUUCGCUUACCGCGAGGGUGGCCGAUGAGGAGGGAGGGGAAGGGGAAGAAGCUACUAUCGCCGUCUCUGAUAUGAGAGUGGACGGCGAAACGACGUCCGACGAGGAAAGGAGGGUGGGCGGAAUUCCUCUUCCUACCACGGCAGCAGCCGGUUUGGUAUGUGAUGACGGUAUUCGUUCUUGUAUAUCAGGUGGGCGAGAGGAGCGGAUUGAUGAAGGGAGCUGUGUGGAAAAGUGUGCGGAGGUCCCGGCGCUGUCGGCACUGCCGGAGAGAAGUUGUACCAAGGAACAGGGGGAGUAUAGUGCUGAAAGGACGGGUGGAGGCGAUGGCGGCUGUAACGAGCGAAACUUGGAACCCGUGGCUAGCAAGGCCGCCUCCACGGUGCUCUCGUCGGGGAAUGAAAAUGAGCCUUCCUUAAGAGAAGCAGCAGAGGGAUUGUGCGUACAGGGAGAGGGCAGGGGGGAGUGGAGACAACCGCCUUCGGAUAGCGAGGGCCCUGGUCGUGGAGAAGAAGCUCCGUCCACGGGAAAGGAAAUGUCGGAGCCAGGCUUGCGAUCGUCGACGGCUGUGACUGAGGCAGCGGGGCAGGUGGGUACGGCGCCGGCGGAUGACACUAAAGGUUCCCCAAGCCAUUACGGUGAUGAUGUUGCAAUGGCCACGAGGUCUUCAGCACGGAGGAGUGGAGAGGAGGCGCGGAACGAGAGAGAAGAGAGAUGUCGUCAAGACGUCGCGUCCGGGGCGGGGAUAGCCAAGGGGAAGAAAGUGGGGACGGGUGUAGGUUUUGAAGGGAGGGAUGGUGAGGGGGCGGCAAAGGGAUUUUUAUCGACGCCGCCUCAAGUCAUCGCGCGCUUGACGCCACAGGAGACAGGAUCUCCUUCUGUGCCCGAAAAGCAUGCGGAAGGCGGGGCGGCGCCAGUCAAUGCGGCGAAACCGUUGACAGUCAUCAGAACAAGAAGGGACGCGGAGAUGGCCUCCGCAAAGGCGGGGAGCGGAGGAGCUGGAGAGAAUGGAGAGGGAGGAAGAGACGAAUGCGGGUUAAUUACGUCGAGGGAACUGCGAGGCAGUAGCAGUGGCAGGAGGAAGGAGCUGAAACACAGGACCGGUCCUUCUGGCAUCAAGAGACGUCGAGGUUGCAAUGGGGAGAAGAAGGCGGAAUCAUCUACAUCGCAGCUCGUGAUCUGCCUCGCCGCCACGUCGUGGCAGCAGGGCGUGAAUGUCAAGACAGCUGAAAAUGCUGGCCUCCUAGAAGCGAUGGGCUCUCCUUCCUCCUCCGCGAACCCGGUCUCGCCGCCUGCUAGCUCGGCGAAAGAAGGAACGAGGAUCAGUCGCCUGGUCGCGGCAUCGGCAGAAGCAGUCGCGGACGGGGGAAAAAGAGCGUUAGGAGGAGGGGGAGGAACCGGUGGGGGAGAAUCGGAGGGAGAGAGUGACCAGGAUCAAGUGCGACGCGCUAUGGAGAACGACUGUGCCAGCUGCUCGUUGCCGCUUGUAGGGCGAGAGGAGCAAGAGAGACUACUGGGAGCGGGGGCACAGGAGGUGAUGGUGGUGGUUCGAGGGAAGGGAGAGUUACUGACAGUGUUUGGCGAAGAGGAGGAGCGUGCGGCCCAGCAGCAGCUGAACGCCAGACGAGUAGGUCGUCUGGCGAAAGGCGAUAACCGUGCUGAGUUAGUAGAGAGGAGUGCGCCCUCUACCCCCGCGGAAGGUUCGGCGCAACAACGGCAGCCGGUUAAGUCAGAGGGGAUGGUAGACAAGGGGGAGAGCGGCGAAGGGGGCGAUGAGAGGGCUGCUGUGGUUGCAACCCAGUGCGCGUCGUUGGCUGGGAUGCGGGAGACGAGAGCGCAAGCCAAGGAGAGAGAAAAGGCGCGAGAGGUGGGGAAGGUGCUUUCCCCGCCGAGGUCGUCUAGCAGCAAGCGAGUUAGGGCGCCUGUAGAGUUGGCUGAGGCAGUACGCCAAGCAAGGGGGGCGGGGGAGGGUGGCGGAGAGGAGGCUGUUGAGCCGGCGGCGAAACGGUCGCGCGUCUCCUUUCGCACCGAUGGCAUGCUGUCGUCAGACGACGCGGUGUCGCUGAGGCCUCAUCGCGCAACGUCGGGGAGGAGGGAGGAGGUGAGAGCGAAAUUGAAGAACAAGCUCGGGAAAGGAGGGGGGAACGAUGGCCAAAAGGGAUCACAAGAGCAGGAGAAGGCUGGUGUGGACGACGGCGAUGAGGAUGGCGAGGAAGAAGACGACGACGACGAGGACUAUGACGUGUGCGCUGAACGGCGCGGGCCAUCACGGGGGGAAGACGCGAAGGAGGGACGCCUUCGAAGAAGAGUGAUUUCGUCGACACCUACGAGGGGAGAGGGAGAGAGCGAAGGUGAAGACGGGGUUCCGAGAGAGGCACCAGAUGCGAGGGGCGGGAACGACGAGCCUCCGCCCCGUCUUCUUCUGCCGCCGUUGCCCCCUUGCAAACCCCUCCCGCAGUCGUCUUUGGAUUUGCCUGUGCCGGCGAAUUGCGUCAGCGAGUUGAUGGGUGUUUACGCCAUGCUCAGGACCUUCAGUCUUCGCUUGUUCCUCAGCCCUUUUACCUUCGAGACGUUCUGCGGCGCAUUGACCUGCAAGAAAGUCAACUCCUUGGUCGACGGAAUCCACCUGGCGUUGUUGAAGGUGCUUCACCAGCGAUUCUUGCAAGCGGCGGAAGAUGUCAGAGGGAAGAAAUGGCCAUGCGUAAGGCAAAUGAAGUGGUCGCUGCUGGAUGAGGUGACAUGGCCAGAGUACUUGCUAUUUUACCUGGUGGCAAGGAAUUUCGGGAAGGAGAGAGGGCUUGAUCUUGUGCGCUCAGGUCUUCUAAAGUCGGAGUAUUACGUGCUGCCUCUGGAGGUUAAGUUGGCAAUGCUGUCCUUCCUGUGUGAUGAUGCUUUGGAGACGUGUGAUGUAAGGGCUGAAAUUCUCGUCAGAGAGAGUAAUGAAUUGGAGGGUGGCAAACCGAUGCCCAUAUGUAGGAGAGCGGAGAUCGAUCUGAUCAGGCCUUCAACGCCUGUGCCGAAGGCUGAUACUUUGCAAUUGACUGCGGAGAAGCAGAAGAAAAGGAGAGGGAGGCCGCCAAAAGUUAAAGUUGAAGUGUCAGAGAUUUCUGAGCCGCCAGCCGUGCAAAGGGUGGAAGAGUUGGAUGUCGUGAAGGCGGUAGAAGGAGAUGAUGGCAAUGCAGACGAGUGCGUGUUGUGUGGCAUGGAUGGCAACCUGCUGUGCUGCGACGGCUGCCCUGCUGCUUUUCACACACGAUGUGUUGUUGGGAUGGCGAAGAUGACCAUUCCAUCGGGCCCGUGGUUCUGUCCAGAGUGUGUUAUUGCCAGACGGGAGGUUGCUGGGGCAGAUCGGCUUGCAGGACUCAGACUGGAAGCUCUUGGAGCGGAUCUUUGGGGGCGAAUGUUCUGGUUUUCUUGCGGGCGUGUGCUUGUCGUGGAGGAUUCUGCCACUGGCACUGUUCCUCAUUACUAUAGCCCCCCAGACAUGCCCAAGCUUCUGGCUUACUUGGACGAGUGCCCUGGAGGAUGCCAGGGUCUGAGAGAGGCAGUAGCAAAGUGCAUCGAAGCUUGCCAGCCCUGGAUGGAAGCUCGGCGGCGGGAGUGGGAAAUGGAGACAACGAAAGUGCAAGUAGAUAAGAAUGAGAAGGAGAAUGAAAGCGCGGCUGUGGUGAAGACUGAGGAAGCAACCACCGAUCCAGUCGAUCCAUGUGAACUAGCCUGUGGAAAAGAUGUUGCCAAGGUUGAAGGUGUUGGUAGGGUCUCCCCAAAGCCAGAAUCAGUCCCAGCUGUGAAGGGGGAGCAAGACACAGUAAGUGAUGGCGAGGGGAAAUGCAGCAAUGUUCUUUCUUCACAGAGCGUUGAUGCUGGUUUGGCUGUUGGAAAUGGAGGGGACCUCUUAGGCAGAGGCAAACAUGCUGAGGAUCCCCAGGGAAUGGCCCAUGAAAGCGGUAUACUUCUGGAUAAAGCCCUUACGAAUGUAUUCUGUGAAGACAAAGUAGAUAGUGAGGAACUUAUGGGAAGGGAUAAGAAGCAGAGUUUGGAGGGAAGGGGGGAUGACAAAUUGAUAGAGAAGGAUCCAAAGCUGGAGGCAGGGACACUGUCCAUGGAUAUCAUUGGAAAGGAGGUUCCUGUAUCAGGUUGUAAGCUUGAAUGCGCCGGUGGUGCUCCAGCAAGCCUUGCCUUUGUCAAUGAGCAGCAGAGGAGAAAUGGAUUGGAUGGGGGUGAGGUGGUCUUCCCCUUUAUCGAGGCUGGUUCGAUGGAUGGUCUUGGGAAACCUGUGCCUGAGUGUGAUGUCGCAGCUGAAGAAGUAAAAAGUGUAGUGCACUCGGACGAUUGGCAGAGGAGGGAGGUGGAGCCUAGUGCCUCUUUGAGAGAAUCAGAGCAUGGGAGUUUGGGGCAGGAUAUCAAGCCUGCUUCUGUCAGCAAUGCCUGUGUUGAUGAGCUGGAUCAGAGGGAGCCCAAGAGAAGAAGACUGGCAUGCGGUGGGGUUGCUGAAGAGGGAGCUGCUGAUGUCAGACCGUCCACUGAUGAAUCUGCAUCGAUAUGUGAUGUGCUGCCAGCCAAUCCGCCUGAAGCGUUUAAGGAUGGAAGUUCCACAGAUAAACGAAAUGGAAUAGAGUCUGGAGCAUGUGACAAUGCAGGCAUUUCAGCAAGUGGGCCGAGAAGAAACAGUUUAGAAGAGGCCAGGGUGGUUGUAAGCGUUGAGAUCUGCUCUCGUGAAAUUGGGUCAGCAGGUCUCGACUGUGGGACAAGUAUGCUGGAGGAGAGGAGAGCUGUUGUAGAGGGGACAACGAGAGAGCGGGAUAUAGACCAGCAGAGGCUGAGCGUAGAACAGAAAUCCCUAGAGAAUGAUAAGAUGGGAGCUGCAAGUAGUGCGGUUGUUUCUUCAGUUGGUGUUGAACUCAAGGACUGUUGCAAUAGAGUCAAAUUGGCGGAUGACUUACGAGAACAGGGGAGCAACUUAACAUUGUCUGCUGAUGACAACCAAAAGAUGGCCGAGGAGAUUGCUAGAAGAGAAGUGGAGGAAACUGCGGGAGGAGAUGAGCACGGAACUGUUGCGAGGACAGCCAACAGGUGUGGUCCACUGUCGGUUGAUGACAAAGAGAAGAUGAUGGUGGGGAAUGGUAGAAGAGAUGUGGAGGAAACUGCUAGACGAGACGAGGAAGAAACUGGCAGGAAUGUCAUCGAGUGCGGUCCAUGUGUGCCUUUGCCUUUGGGCACAAACCUGUGUGAUGCUAAGACUUUAGAUGGGAUGGUUGAUGGAACAGCGGGUCAGGGGUGCUUGGCGAGUAACAAUGCAACUGCAACAGAAGCACUUGAAGCAGAGCAUCUGAAUCGAAUUGGUGGAAAGUGGAAUGAGAUGUUCACCCAUGUCAAUAGAUAUGCUCUUGCAGAACUCUCUGCAACGGCUGCAGCGAAGCUGAUGAGUGUGCCAAAUAGUGGUGGUGCACCAGCGGACUCUGCAGCAAAAAAGAAGAGACGGCGGGCUGAUUUGACAGAGCAGAUGCGUGUUUUCUCUGAGACUCUGGAGAAAUUUCACUGGCCACAGAAGUCGAAGAUCACCACUCCUGACAAAUGUGGAUGGUGCAGUAUGUGCAAGAAUGGUUCUCUGAAAAAGGGGUGUUUGAUGAAUGCGGUUGCAGUGGGCGUAGCCUCUGGCAUGAUGACCGUGCCUGGGAAGGCCAAAUUGUUGAAGAAUGUGGACUUUGUGACUCAUCUUCCAUCAGUGGCUGCAUAUGUUCUGCACUUGGAGGAAAAUCUCCAUGGUUUGGCUGUUGGUAAAUGGGAAGAGCUUGGAUGGCGGAAGAAAUGGCAUCAGAUGGUGGUGCAAGCUACUAAGGCAUUUCAUCUGAAGAAACCACUUUUGGAACUUGAAUCGUCCUUGCGAAAAAUUGCUGUGCUCAGUACCUGGGUAACGGACCCUGAAGAUCUAGAACCUUGCCCUUCGUUGUCAUUGGGAGGGUGUCAAGGUGGUUCUCUGUUGACAAGUGGUGCGACCAAAGGCAAUGCUACAGUUGUCAGGAGGAGGCGGAACGGGAACGGCCGAUUUGCAGCUGCAGCAUCAGCAGCUGAACAGCUUUCUGCUGUACAAUGGUGGAAGGGAUCAAGGACCUUCAGACGUGUGAUGAAUCUGCACAGACUGCCAUCCUCCGCGGCCAAAGCUGCAGCUCGACAAGGUGGGUGGAAGCCAGUGAAGGGGUUAAUUUAUGAUGAUGCAUCUGAACUGACAAUCCGCACCAAGCAGUGUGCAUGGAGAGCAAGGGUGGAGCGUGUGCAUUCAACUGGAGAUCUAGCUUUGCUGGUUCGUGAGAUAGAUGCGCAUAUUCGUUGGGAGUCACUGAAGCCACUUGAUCCCGUUGGCCCAUCGUCUGCAGCAACAGCGAUAAGUGGAGAACUUGCCUCUAUGCUAUUGCUUGGAAAUUCUCAGGCCUCUUUGACAGCCAAGAUCAGUGGCAAGGUAUCCAAUGCAGGAGGUGUGGCUGCGGCCAAUGUGGCAGGCACUCCAGGGUCAUCUCAGGGAAAUGCAGCAGGUGGGACAAUUAUUAUCAAGGCGAAGAGGACUCUACCUGGGGGGGAGGUGCAAUACCUCAUCUGUAGUGGAGUGGCCGGUGCAGAGACACAGAAACCAGCAGACAAGAGCAUCCAGAAAGCGCAUCAUCAUAAGGAAGAGGCGCUGAAGGAUAACGGGGCAGUGGCUAUGCUUCAUGAGGGCAGUGGAUCAUGGGUGAAGGAGAUGGAUGCUCCUCUUUACCUUGUCAAAGGAUUUGAGGAAAAGCUUCGCAGGGACAGGAAUAAAACAGCAAACAACUCACUAGACGUUGCAGUCUUGACGAAUGUAGCUAAGAAGACAUCUGCCCACUGGAUAUGUGGCAUCUGUGCAAAGUUCUGUGAUGGUGGGGCAAAGUUGUCAGCAAAAUGCAAAUCAUGCAAAGAGGUUUUCCAUCGGGAUUGCAUGCAGGUUGUCUCGGCUUGGAUGGAGCGGUCUGGUGUCCAGUAUCUUUGUAAGCAGUGCUAUGGAAAGUCUCCGUCCUGUGGGAAGGAGGGCCAGCGUAUCCGGAAGCCAUCACUGAAAAGGAUGGAGAUGGAGAGCUGGGCAGCUGUACAGGCCUCAAGCGAUGAUGGGAAAAUGGAUGAGAAGGGGGAACUGUCACAGGACCUGGUUGGGGAAGAGCAUCUUGAUUUCAUUAAAGAGGUUGGAAAACAAACCGUGGUGGAGAAUGGGGAGGCACCAAUGAAGGUAGCAAAGAAGAAGAAUAAGGCAAAUGCUCCAAAUAUGGAGAAGAGUGGUGCUGAUGGGAUUGAUGAGUCAAGCAUAAAACCUAAGAGGAAGAAGGUUAGGAAGGUUGCCGUAGCUGGUUCAGCCACAGUUGUCAAUGGAACCGAUGCAGCCAAAUCAGAGCCUCUCUCAGAGUCAGGAGACCCAUUGAAAGGAGGGGAUACAGUAGGAGGUGGCGAUCCUAUGAAGCCAGCAGCAGUUGGAACGAGUAAGAAAAGGAAAAAGGCCAAGGCAAUCCCUUCCUUGGAAAAUCUGGAUGAAACAACUGUAGCUGAAGAAAGUGCUGGUGUAAUUGGAGAACCUGAAGAUGCGCUCAAGACGAAGAACAAGAAGAAGAAGAGGAAGAAGGUGACUUCCGUAACAGAAAAUUGUGAGCAAGUCGUUCUUGGCGGGUUUCCUAUGUUUUCUGGGGAGGGGGGGAUGAUCGUUGCUGCAGAGAAUGGGGUCAUUCCAGUACCACCCAAAAAGGUCAAGAGACCUGUGCAAGGAGCAUUUGGGAAGAAGAAGCAGACGUCGGCAAAUGGUGUGGUGGUUCAGGAAGGUGAGCAGAUUGGCGGUGCUGCUGAAGGGGCAAAAAGGCCAGGUGGGGCGACCACAAGGCAGCCACCUUCAGUUUCCGCAGAGGAGAAGAAGCUUCUGAAAAAGAAGCUCAAGGAAUCAAUGAGCCUUGGUGGACGCGUUUGCUAUGUCUGCUGUCAGCCAUAUGAUCCAGAGAGGCUUUACAUUGGCUGCGACUGGUGUGAAGCAUGGUAUCAUGGGGAAAUUUAUCAGCUGACACCGGAAGCAGCAAUCCAAAUGACUAGUUUUAAGUGCUUUAGGUGUCGGAAGAAAGGACGACCUGUAUGCCCACCAAAAGGAGAUUAUAUGCUGCCAUUCCCAAUGGAGAUUAGGCCAGGUCAUGAUCGGGACAAGAGAAAUGGGGUUGUAUCGAACUUCUCAGAGCUUCCAUAUCCUUCAGAUCUAUUGGAUGCAUCCUUUCCUUUCGCAUCCCUCCCUGGCAUGGGAUACCCCAUGGAAGGAGCUGCUCUGGGAGAUAUGGUGAAUGGUGAUGUCAUGCUUACUGAAGAUAUGGGGUCAGCGUUUUCAGGCAUUUUGGACAUGCCGGAGGAUGUACUGCCGGUAGGUUUGUCUGUGUUUCCAGAGCAAGUAGCUAAUGAAGUGGUGAAACGUGCGGAGGGCGGAGGGCUUACUCUCCAGCCCGCAACAAGAACACCUCUGCCGGUUGCAGCGAUGAGGACACCAUUACCAGUUGUGGUGAAGGCAGGUUCAAGCUCACAGACUGCGCCAAAUGCAAUCCCCCCUGUUAUUGAUGGAUCUGAUGGCGUCAUGACAAACGGCUGUGGCAUGUUGUCAGCACCAGUAGCCACUGCUGCUGGGCUAUCAGACCAUAUUAUAUUUCCAUCCUUGUCAGGAUGUGCGGCCAACCCACCUGAUGUCGAUCUCAGUAAUCUUGUAGAUAAACUGCACCAACAGAGACUAAAUGAGACAGGGGCUCAGCCAAUCUGCAAACGUGAGGACGCAGUAGAACCAUCUGGACAGCUGGCAGGUUUUGGCCCCGAGGCAGACGUUCCUUCUCUAAUAGCAGGGUCGAUCUCUGCAGCGCCUGCAGCUGACGUAUCACAGAUUCCAGAAGCUGCAUCGCAUGGGCUAAGCGAUUGGGCAUGGGGAAGUGAAAGUGCUUGGGGCGAACAUAAUGCUAAGCUACAGAGUACACAAGAGGUUGGAGAGGGGCCUUCAACAGCGCCUUCAAGGGUCUGUCCAAUGGUAGUCAGGGGCGAUGAUGGAUUGCAGCUCUCUCUAGAUGACACCCUACCGCGUGUGAAGGGUGAACUCGAUGAGCCAGAUAGGCUGAUGCAUGGCUGGUUUUCAGAAGUGUUAGGUUCCGGGGAGGGUCUUCCUCUUCCAGCAGGGCAAGAAAAUAUCGGAGUGACGACCACAGGAGGUGGCAGCAUGGUCACACUAGGAAUGGGGUUGGGUAUGAACAUGUGCGCUGGCAACAUCGCAGCAGGGUUGGAAGCUGGACUGGAUGUUGCAGGAGGAUCAAUGUUCAGGAUGGAUGAGCAGGACUUCUUGAAUGCACCGAUUGCGCAGGAGAGUGGUGAUGGCGGUGAAGCAACUGCACACAGAGAAGCAGUGUUCAUCAACCAAGGAAAUGGAGUGCUAACAAGACUGAGCCUUGGUGGUGUGGUGGAAGGUGAACUGCAGGACAUGAACUGCGAUACGAGUUCACUGCCAGUUGGUUUGUCCGGUAAGGGGUCUGGAGGAGACCAUGAGCCCACAAGCUGUGCUGUCAAUGGUGAAACAGAGAAUGGACUGCAGCCAUUUCUGGGCACAUGGUCCCGCCGUCAGCCCCGGCAACCCCGUAGGUCAAGAAAGGCCCAACAGGAUGAAAAUGGCAAGCCUAUCAGCAGUAGCGAAGAAGCGAAUGGAGCAGAGAGAAGGUUAUCAGACGGAGGAUCCCAAUGCAGCAGUUGGAACGGGAGUAAUAGCAAGCCGGCAAAGACCGAUGGAUGCUGUGAAAUUUGUACGCUUGACAGAAAGCCUCUUCUGGUUUGUAGUCUAUGUAGCCUAACUGUUCAUGGACAAUGCUAUGUCUGGGAGGACAAUUUGCAACCUGAAGAUAAUCAUUGGGAGUGCGACACAUGUAGGGACGGCAUACCCCCUGGUCAAGGUACCUGCUUGCUAUGCCCGAAGAUGGGUGGGGCCCUGAAGAGGGAGAUCAACGGUGGAUGGGCACAUGCCGUUUGUGCUCUUUGGAUGCCGGAAACGUUUGCAAAUGCGUUUGGAGUGAUUGAGAACAUUGUGAAUAUUCGGCAGGAACGAUGGAAGAGGGUAUGCGUAGUGUGCAAGGAGGUAUAUGGGGCUUGCAUUCCCUGUGCACACAAGGGUUGUCGAGUUGCGUUUCACCCUUUUUGUGUGCGAGACGCAGGGCUUCCCUUGCUGAUCGAGAGCAGGUCGGAUGACCUCAAUUACACAGCGUACUGUCAAAGACAUGCAGGCACAUUGCUUCCAUAGUCUGAGGGUGCCAUGAUAGGCUGCAGAUCUCAGAGCAAUGGGCGUGGCGAAAUGGACUAUUAUGCUUCCUCUAUCUGCAUCUGGGUCCGCAUGGUAGCGGGUGGGGCACCAGGAUGUCUUCCUUCCACCCCUUUCUUCAACGGUUCAGCCUCCAAGAGUGAGCCUGCGAGAGGAAGCAUUGUCUGCAAGGUGCAUGCGAGCUUCGACAGUUCCAGUGGCUUGUUUGUUGUGAUGCAGGUGACGAGGGAUUGUCAAGCUGCUGGGCGCAAGGCAGAAGGGUGUAUAUACCAUACCACCGGUGGUGUAAUUACAGAGCUCCUCCAAUUCCAGUUCUCUCUCGAGUAAAAAAUUCCUUCAGACAUGUCUUCUGGCUUGGUUGUCAUGACUGUGUUUGGCUGGGAUGACAUCGGGUAUAGGUUUCUUGGUGUGUGAUCGUGUGGCCGGAAACUCUCUUAUUUACGGCAGGAAUAUUUUCUUGCUAUCCAAAGCAACAACACAAUUGUUGGCUCGGUCUUUGCAUCUGGCGGCAGCGGGUUUUGCUUUUCUGAAUCGUCUUUGACAUGGUUCAACGAACUCAGGUCUCUCAUCACCAUCCUGCAGGCAAUGUAUAAUUUUUUUGUCACAGAGGUUUUGUAGUCCGCCUACUCCGGCUAGUAGCAAAGUGGCACCGAGGACAGCAGCGCCGCGGGCACAAAUCGGGGACCUCCCAUUGCAGUUUGACGCGGAGACUGGCGAUGCAAAAAGUGGCUUGGCUUUACGAGGAGGACCAGAUCACUGAGCAGGGCAUUUAGCAAUCAGGUUGUUGCCUGGUCUGUUCUCCUGUUUCUCUCCCUAUUCUUUCCACGACACUUUCUCUCAUUUCGAUUGUCUUCUACAGACUGUGUCGUGGCGCAAGGAAGGGGUCUUAUCUCGUGUUACACCGGUCAAGGAAAGGUCCUUAGGAGCUUGGUAUUCAUCAAAUAAGGAGUGUUGUAACUUGUACGAUAAUUUGUAAUCAUUAA